AUGUCCGAAGAUGAAUUGGAGAAAUUACCUUAUGAUCCCGGAGAAAGGAAAAGAAUAUCAGAAUAUCCUUUAAAUCAAAGAGAUGAGGUAAUACGCAAAUAUCUUAUUAGAGGUCCUUGUCAACCACGUGGUCAUGAAUUUCCUAAAACAUUGUUUACAAAUAAAUUGAGACGAUUCAAUCCAUCUUGGUUUGAUCUCUAUGGUGAUUGGUUGGAAUAUAGUGUGAAGAAGGACAAAGCAUAUUGUUUGUUCUGCUACUUGUUUAGAGAUUACACUGAAAAUAAAGGUGGAAGUGAUGCAUUUGUGAUUACUGGCUUUGAUGACUGGAACAAGACUGAGAGAUUACAAGAUCAUGUUGGAGCAGUGAACAGUUUUCACAAUAGUGCAUUGAAAAGGGCUGAUUAUUUUAUGAGACCAGGGCAGUCAAUUGUUCAUGCUUUUUAUAAGCAAGAUGAUGCGGCUAAAAAUGAAUACAGGAUCAGAUUGAAUGCUUCAAUUGGUGCUUGUAGGUUUUUGUUACAACAAGGACUACCAUUUCGAGGUCAUGAUGAGUCAGUAGAUUCAGUCAACAAGGGAAACUUUUUGGCGCUUUUGAAAUACACUGCAGAGCAAAAUGAACUUGUGAGUAAAGUUGUUUUAGAGAAUGCUCCAAAAAACAAUCAGAUGGUGUCCCACAAAAUUCAGACAGAUAUAGUUCAUUGUUUUGCAGAAGAAGUUAUUGAAUCUGUCAUUCAAGAAGUUGGUCAUGAUAUAUUUUGCUUGUUGGUGGAUGAGUCUGCAGAUGUUUCUGAUAAAGAACAAAUGGCAGUGGUUUUUCGCUUUGUUGAUAAUCAUGGGAUAGUUAAAGAAAGGUUCAUUGGUCUAGUUCAUGUGAAAGAGACAUCUUCUUUAUCUCUAAAGUGUGCUGUUGAUUUAUUGUUUGCUAAAUAUGGACUGAGUAUGAAAAAGCUAAGAGGACAAGGUUAUGAUGGAGCGAGUAAUAUGAAGGGUGAAUUCAACGGAUUGAGAUCUUUAAUUAUGAGAGAAUGCAGUUCUGCGUAUUAUGUCCACUGUUUUGCUCAUCAACUCCAGUUAGUUGUCGUGGCAGUUGCUCAAAAGCAUUUUGGGGUUGUGGAUUUCUUUGAUAAGCUUGCUAUCUUGUUAAAUGUUGUUGGGGCUUCUUGUAAGAGAAAAGAUAUGGUGCGAGAAGAUCAUCUGAAAAGAAUAGAGGAAAGAACUAAGAAAGGUGAAAUGAAGACAGGAAAGGGAUUAAACCAAGAGGUUUCAUUUCAAAGACCCGGUAAAACUCGUUGGGGUUCUCAUUACAAAACAUUACUGCGGUUGGUUGAUUUGUUUCCUUCUAUCAUUACAGUACUUGAGUAUGUCGAAAAAGAUGGGAGUGAUGCUAUCAAAAGACGACAAGCUAAUGGUCUUCUCAAUUACUUCCACACCUUUGAAUUUGCUCUUCAAAGGAAAGACUUGGAUAUUCUGAAUGCUAUGUCGCUUGUGAAAUCCACCAAGCAACAAUUGAAUAAGCUCAGGGAAAAUGGAUGGGAAUCUCUGAUCAACAAAGUUUUUUCCUUCUGUAAAACUUACAAGACUGAGUUACUGGAGUUUAAUGACCGCUUUGAUGAGGUAAACACUGAAUUACUUGGUUGCAUUGCUUCUUUGAGCCCUAAUGAUUCAUUUCGUGAGUUUGAUCACUUGAAAGUUAUGAGGUUGUCUGAGUUUUAUCCUGAGGAUUUUAGUCAUAUGGAACGGAUGACUCUUGAACAUCAACUUGGUCUCUAUAUUGAUAACAUUCGCGAAGAUGAAAGAUUUGCUAAUUUGAAGAAUCUUGGAGAUCUUGCAUGUAUGAUGGUAGAGACAAAGAAACACCUUUCACAUCCUUUGGUGUAUCGGCUUUUAAAGCUAGUUUUGACUUUGCCUGUCGCCACUGCUACAGUUGAAAGAUGUUUUUCUGCGAUGAAGAUUGUGAAGACUAGCUUGAGGAAUCGGAUAAGUGAUCAGUUUUUAAAUGAUUGUGUUAUUUGUUUUGUUGAGAAAGAACUAUUUGAGAAAGUAACAAACGAUGCUGUGAUAAAAAGAUUCCAGAAAAUGGAAUCGCGUAGGAUUAAUUUGUAA
This is a messenger RNA of Brassica napus (rape), 2103 nucleotides long. RefSeq names its product zinc finger MYM-type protein 1-like. The record is from RefSeq and is a predicted model, not a curated record. Gene Ontology annotation, molecular function: protein dimerization activity. NCBI's taxonomy places the organism in Eukaryota, Viridiplantae, Streptophyta, Magnoliopsida, Brassicales, Brassicaceae. Bases 1 to 2103 code for a protein of 700 amino acids. The transcript has 3 exons.